This is a messenger RNA of Entelurus aequoreus (snake pipefish), 5102 nucleotides long. RefSeq lists its product as uncharacterized. The coding region runs from base 853 to 4839 and encodes 1328 amino acids. Gene Ontology annotation, biological process: DNA integration; proteolysis. Lineage: Eukaryota; Metazoa; Chordata; Actinopteri; Syngnathiformes; Syngnathidae. Gene Ontology annotation, molecular function: aspartic-type endopeptidase activity; nucleic acid binding; zinc ion binding. The record is from RefSeq and is a predicted model, not a curated record. The transcript is spliced from 6 exons.
CGUCGCGUCGUGACGUCAUAUUUCAAAAUGGCAGAGCCCGCGGAAAGACCCCCUGGAGUCGACUCCAUUUCCCAAGAAAAGAUGUCAACAGCGCGACUUGUAACAAUUAUAAGGCCGAGGAGGGUUAUUUGAACACACACCAUUCAAUUAUUAUAAAUGAAAGUCACGUUUUGUAACCGCUCUGGUCUCGUCCCAGCGGAAGUGACGCUAGCACGUCAUCAGAAUACAACAGAUCAACACGACGAGAGAGACAUUCUGCCGCUAGACGAAGGUCACCGAGCAGCGACGAAGUUUGCAUUUUCGGUAGAGGUCCAGGGAGCCACGAGGGCGGUGCUAAAGAGACGCGGGUUGCUGACCCCCGGCCUACACCCUAGACUGGCCGCCAGUUCAUCACAGGACACAUGAACAAGCCUUCGCCCUCAAAUCAGAGAAAGCAGCAUCUGCUCAUCCAGAAACAACAACACCAGAAAUGUGUCCCGUGAAAAACCGUCCGACCAGAACUCUAAUAACUAAAGUUCCUUGGGUGAAUAAUGGUAACUCACUACACCGCAGAGGAUGGAUGUCCCAUAACAAGAAGGUGGAGAAAAAGAAGAAGCUUAUCGACUACGGUGUCUGCACGGACUACAAAGGCGGACCUGCACAAAUUUUCAGGUACCAGAAGGUAAGCUAGGCGGCCGUGCGUGACCGACGGCGCCGAGGAAAAACACAGAGGAGAGACGCAGUUCGCAGCAGUGAAGCAGAACGGAGGACGGCAGUGUGUGUCGGCGGCUGCAGAGGAGCAGCUUGAAGAGGAAAUAAAAAAGGCACCCGGAGCUACAGAAGAGCUGCGUGGAGAGGGAGCCUCAAGCUAGGAUGGCUACAUAUGGGACUGUCGGUGAAUUUGUGGAGGGACACGAGGACUGGACGGAGUAUGAAGAAAGGUUGGGACACUUUUUCUCUGCUAAUGGGAUUACAGAAGAGGAUAAAAAGCGCUCUAUUCUCCUGAGUGCGUGUGGAGCAAAGACUUAUAAGUUGAUAAGGAACUUGGCCACACCGCGGAAACCGGGAGAGAUCCCAUAUGAUGAUCUUGUCACGCUCGUGGGAAACCACCACAAUCCAAAACCUUCUGUGAUAGUCCAAAGAUUCAAGUUUCACAGCUACUUCAGGAGGCAAGGUCAGUCUGUGGCUAACUUUGUAGCCGAGUUACGGCAGCUGUCAGAACAUUGUGAUUUCGGGGCAGUGUUAGAUGAUAUGCUACGUGACAGAUUAGUGUGCGGCAUUAAUAAUGACGCCACACAACGCCGCCUGCUGGGGGAAACUCCACCACUGACGUUCAAGAAAGCUCUGGAAAUCUCCCAAGGCAUGGAGAUGGCUGCUAAUAAUGCCAAGGAUAUCCAGAAAGGACAUGGAGGAGCACAAACAGCAGCAGUGCACCAUGUCAGGAGAGAGACUGGUAAGCAUGAAAGAAAAGUGGAGUGUUUUCGUUGUGGAGGGGGACACUAUGCAAAUGACUGUAAAUUUAAAGACGUUGUUUGUCAUGCUUGUAACAAAAAGGGACAUUUAGCCAAAAAGUGCAGAAGCUCAAAGGGGAAGGGCAAGCCGGGGCUGGGAAAAAUGCAGCAGGCUCAGGCAGCCACACAUCACCUAGAUGAAGAAGAUAAAGAGGCUGUGUGUUCUUUUAACAUGUUUGGUGUGGAAACGGAUGAAGAACCACCUGAGCCUUACUAUGCAACAGUCACUGUAGGAGGGCAGGACAUUAAGUUUGAGAUUGAUUCAGGAGCUACAGCCUCCGUUAUCAGUGAAGACACUUACAGGAGGACGUGGGGGUUUAACCAGCCUCCCAUCCGCCCAUCAAAGCUCAAACUUAGGACCUAUACAGGGCAGCCCAUUCCUCAUUUGGGAGUGGUUUAUGUGGACAUUUUAGCAGAGGGUCAAAAAGCUAAAGGCAGGCUGGUGAUCGCUAAAGGCAGAGGGCCCAGUCUUUUGGGCCGCGAUGUGCUUAGAAAAAUCCGACUCAACUGGCAUGAAAUAAAAUAUGCAAGCACAACAGAGGUCACUCUGCAGCGAUACAGUGAUGUGUUCAAGGAUGAGCUGGGAACACUUAAGGGCAUGACAGUAAAGCUCCAUGUUGACCCUGAAGCCACACCUAGGUUUUUCAAGCCCAGAGCAGUGCCCUAUGCCAUGAAAGGCAAAGUUGAAGAGGAACUGGAACGAUUACAGAAGCUGGGCAUCAUCAAGCCCGUCCAGUUUUCAAGGUGGGCAGCACCCAUUGUUCCAGUGUUAAAGGAGGACAAAACUGCACGGAUAUGCGGGGACUACAAAGUCACAGUGAAUCAGGUCUCUAAGCUGGAGGAGUAUCCAUUGCCACGCAUAGACGACCUGUUUGCGACCCUGGCAGGGGGUAAGCUGUUCACAAAGCUGGACAUGAGCCAGGCCUACCAACAGCUACUGCUCGACGAGGAUUCAAAAGAGUACGUCACGAUCAACACACACAAAGGUUUAUUCAAAUACAAUCGCCUGGUGUUUGGAGUGGCAUCCAGUCCUGCCAUUUUCCAAAGAACAAUGGACACUCUGCUGCAGGGGAUUCCGCAUGUAGCAGUGUACUUAGAUGAUAUUUUGGUCACAGGGGCCACGGAGGUGGAGCAUCUGGCUAACUUGGAAGAGGUGCUGAAGAGACUCUCAGAAGCAGGGCUGCGAUUAAAGCGCAGCAAAUGUGUGUUUCUAGCACCAAGUGUGACCUAUCUGGGACACAGGAUCACAGCACAGGGACUCUGCCCAGUGGAAGACAAAGUGAGAGCUAUUAAGGAAGCUCCAAACCCCAAAUGCAUCACUGAACUCAGAUCGUUCUUAGGCAUGGUGAACUAUUAUGGCAAGUUUCUGCCCGACCUCUCAAAAGUUUUGGCCCCACUGUACAAGUUGCUUCACAAUGACACGAAAUGGCAGUGGUGUGAGGAGCAGGAGGCAGCUUUCAAGGAAGUGAAAGAGCUCCUCCAUUCAGCAACGCUCCUGGUUCACUAUGACCCGGAUAAACAGAUAACACUUUCAUGCGACGCCUCGCCCUAUGGAGUCGGGGCAGUUCUUUCGCAUGUAAUGGAGGACGGAUCAGAGAAGCCGGUUGGCUUUGCUUCACGUACCCUGACAAAAGCGGAGCAGGGAUACUCACAGCUAGACAAAGAAGGUCUGGCCAUCGUGUUCGCUGUCAAGCGCUUUCAUCAGUAUCUCUAUGGUCGCGCAUUCAAGAUCUACACAGACCAUAAGCCACUGAUGAGCCUGUUCAGUGAGACCAAAUGUAUCCCACCGCUGGCCUCAGCCAGGAUACAACGUUGGGCGCUCACACUGUCAGCCUACCAGUACGCCAUAGAGUACAGAGCAGGUAAGGAUAACGCAAAUGCCGAUGCACUGAGUCGGCUGCCUUUACCUGACACGCCUGCUGUUACUUAUGUGCCUCCAGAGACUGUUUUCUCACUGGAAAAGCUGGAAGAGACACCUGUGAAAGCAUCCCGGAUCAAACAGUGGACAGAGAGGGACCCAGUCAUGUCCCAAGUAAAAACUUUCCUUUUACAAGGCUGGCCCAGUGUGAUAGAAGGAGAGGAGUUGAGGCCUUAUACUAAACGUAAAACUGAACUGAGUCUGCAAGAUGGCUGCAUCUUUUGGGGUGCGAGGGUCAUUGUACCUCCCCCAGGCCGUUCACAGAUUGUGGAGGAAAUACAUGAGACUCAUCCAGGUGCAUCGCGGAUGAAAAGCCUCGCAAGAUCCUAUGUCUGGUGGCCAGGACUGGAUAAGGAUCUGGAGGACAAAGUGAAAGGAUGCACGCAGUGUCAGAUUAAUCAGAACAUGCCUCCACCUGCUCCUUUGCACCCAUGGGAGUGGCCAGACCGUCCCUGGUCUAGGCUACAUAUGGACUUUGCGGGCCCUUUUAAGGGGCAGAUGUUUCUCCUAAUGGUGGAUGCGCAUUCUAAAUGGAUUGAGGCCCACAUCAUGAGCAACAUCACAGCCCCCACAACCAUCGACAAACUCAGGCAAGUGUUUGCAGUACACGGCUUGCCUGACACACUAGUCACUGAUAAUGGUCCGACUUUCACCAGCGAGUUGUUCAGUGAGUUCAUGCAACAGAACGGCAUUCAUCACAUAAGAACAGCUCCUUUCCACCCAGCCUCAAAUGGACUGGCGGAGCGGGCUGUUCAGACAGUGAAGGAGGGCCUGAAGCGAAUGACAGGUGACUCACUCAGCACUCAGCUUUCACGAUUCCUGUUUAAAUACCGCCUCACGCCACAGACUACAACGGGGCGCACGCCAGCAGAGAUGCUGAUGGGGCGUCGGCCCAAGUCAAGACUGGACCUGCUGCGUCCGGACAUGAAGGCAAAAGUGCAGGGAAAGCAGGAAAAACAGAAAGAAAGACAUGAUCAACAUGCACGUGAGAGACAGUUGAAACCAGAUGACUGUGUCUAUGUGAGAAACUUCAGCAGCAACAACAACCAGCAGUGGCUACCUGGGAUUAUUCUCAAGAGGAGUGGGCCAGUUUCCUACGUUGUUAAGCUGACUGAUGGACGUAUCUUCCGCAGACAUCAGGACCAUGUGCGCCUGCGGCAGGAUACAGGCUCAGAGACAGACAGUUCCACUGAGUUUCCAGGGGCUGGACCAACAGCAGUAGGGGUGGGUUCGCCAGAGUCUGAGACAAGGACAGAGGCUUCUGUUUCCUCUGGAGAGGAUGGACACUCUCACACUGACAUCCAGACCUCUCCCAGUCUCCCUACACCAGAUCCACCGAAGUCACCCACACCAGCGGUGUCUGCUGGGUCACCAGAGGUAGUGCGAAGGUCGCAUCGCACUCGCAAACCUCCAGACAGACUGAAUGUGUGACUGAAAGUUUAAAUCUGCCAUGUUUUCAUGUUUUCAGGUUUAUAUUGCUAAACAGUUGCUGAGACAGUACUUUAAGUUUAUGUGUACGCCAGCUAAUGAUAACCACCGUUUUGGGUUUUCUCAAAGUCCAUUUAUAUUUUUGGGAAUGUUGGAAUCUAAAGGGGGAGAAGUGUUAUAAUGUGAACAUUCAUGAAAGCAUUAUUAAGUUGCACUCAUUAGAACAACGGCAAUAUAGCCAAGUGCCCACUUGGUGUCGCUGUAGG